GGUUACUACGCAGCAUUGAGGACCAAAAAUGAGGAAGGUUCCAGCCUGCUUACAUAAGGAACGGCGAGGGAGUCCUAUUGCUAGGUAUAGCUAUUAUCUAUCACAUCGUUUUAAUUUCUAUUACUAUCCUGUUUCGAAGGUCGGUUUGAUAUUGAAUACUUCAUCGUAUUCAACAUCCUCUCUUCAAUAUGGAUUCUGACGAUACUGUUAUGGUGACCAUCGAGAAGAGCUAUCUGGAAACUUUGUUUAGAAGAGCUCACUUCAAUGGUUCGGAGGAUGGCGAUUUCGAUGCUUCUCAGGAUGUCGACAAGAUCACAAUUUCUAAAGAGGAGCAUGGUGCCUUGAUAAAAUCCGUUCGAGAAUAUGAGAACCUGCGACGCAACCUUUUCAAGGGCGGUAUUGCUGAAGAGACCUUGAAUAUCUUGAUCAAAGAUAGUGAUCCAAAUGAAGCUGAUCAGAGUGUUGCCUCGAAUAUAUCUGCGACGCAUGAAGAUCAUGAUGAAAACACUGCCUUUAUGACACAAGAUCCUCCUCCAUCGACUCAAGUCGCCAAUGGUCACCAAGCUUAUUCAAAUGGCACACCCCGAACUGGUCCAAUACCUGCAAGCCGUCCUCAAGAAUACAGAAGCUCUCAAACUCAUAACUUUCAGUAUCAAGAGACCCCGGGCCAAAAUCUGCACACGGGCAGUCAUGACGACAGUAAUGGUACUUCCGAUUCUGAGACCAGAAACAUUUCGCAGAGCAGGUCUCAACGCCCAUGUUAUGAGAAAUUCGCCAAGCGUACUGUGCAAUUAUACAACCUCCCGAUUGAGACGACACAUGCAGAUGUUUGUGAUGCUGUUAGGGGAGGGAUGUUGUUGGAUAUGUACCUUCGCACUCAUGAUCGUGCUGCGAUUGUUUCGUUCGCCGAACAGGUCCAAGCUAAUGAAUUCUUUCGCCAUGUCAAAUGCAAUGAUUUGUAUAUCCGUUCGAAGAGGGUCGAUAUUCGAUGGAAUGAUAGGCAAUUCAUCUUAUCAGAUCAUGUCGCAAAUAAAAUGAAAAACAUCGGAGCUACUAGAAACCUUGUCAUUCGUAGAUACAAUCCCAACUUUACCGAAAAAGUCAUCCGCGAUGAUCUCGAGCACAUCAAUCAACUCGUAGUGAUUAGGGUUGUGUUCAAGGGUUCCAAUGCUUUUAUCUCGACAAAUUCUGUUCAUAAUGCAAUGUAUGCCCGUACUUGCAUGAUGAGCCGUGCCGCUUAUAAGAAUUUAAAAAUUGAAUGGGAUCAUGAUGAAUGUGCAACACCACUACCACCACUACCGAGGCGCCCAAGUCCUCAAUUAGACAAUCCUCCCUUCAGAAGAAAGCAGAACGCCUCUUUGGCGAACCGUUUCGAACUUCUCAGCGCUGAUAUGUAGGACGAACCAGGGACUGACAGUGAGGGCAAAGGAAACAAAAUUGUAGGUGCUGAUGAUGUAGUGCAAGUGGGAAUGCGAGAAAAAGAUAAUUGGGAGGGGUAAGAAGAAGAAAUGAUGGCGUAAUAAUGGGUAUGGGUAUUCCAGCUGUGAAUAUUCAUACACCUGGACGUGUUGCCUGCAGCCUUGAUUAUGGGGAAUGAUCCGUCGACCAGAACACUUUUCGAUUCAUCCGGAAAGGCUAAAGAUUGGUGAAUACAACCCCUUACAUCGAGCUGUGUACUAGGAUUGGGAGGCGCUACCACGAUGUGUGUUUGUGUGUAUUUUUUUAUUUUUUUGGUUCAGAUACCCCCUGAAGGAUGGCAUGUUUGUGCUUCGGGUUUGUAAUUAAUCGAAUUGAAAUGGCAAUUUUCACUGUAAGUGUGGAUAACUAGGAGGAUAUUUAUGAAGCUGUAGUCUGUAGCGGAACAAUAAAAAGGUUUUGAGAGUUCA
Messenger RNA from Botrytis cinerea B05.10, 1886 nucleotides. RefSeq names its product Bcnab6 (gene Bcnab6). Lineage: Eukaryota; Fungi; Ascomycota; Leotiomycetes; Helotiales; Sclerotiniaceae. The transcript has 8 exons. Gene Ontology annotation, molecular function: mRNA binding. Gene Ontology annotation, biological process: mRNA splicing, via spliceosome. The record is from RefSeq and is a predicted model, not a curated record. Gene Ontology annotation, cellular component: cytoplasmic stress granule. Bases 189 to 1397 code for a protein of 402 amino acids.